CUGCUGCUGCUGCUGCCAUCAUACAUUUCACCUUCUGUUGGUCGCAUGGUAAAAUUUCGUGAAGUAGAGUACCAAAUUUGUGAUAAAAUAGUAACAGAAACGCAUCGUGCUGUUGGGGCUCGCGGUGAUAACCAUUAUCGGUGCUGUUGACAGACCAUAGUGUUGGCUGUAUUCCGGCUGGGUGUGUUACAGUGGCUACAGCGGCCAAAAACCCACGGCAGCGAAUACCCGAGCGUUCUCGGACAGGGGGAAGGAUUUUUAGAAGGAAAAGCGAGCCGUGUCACACACAGGCACAACGCAGAGGCCGGGGCAACAGGAAGAGAAGUGUGUGUUGUGGUGGUCGGGAACGGUGGCGGAGCACUUUUGUUCACCCCUUCGCUCCUUCUUUUAUCACCUGAUAUUCUAACAUUAGACAAUCACAGAGAAUUGUCCGAUUAGUGCGUGUACGGUGUGUGUGUGUGUAACGGGGGGUUGCGGGAAAAGUGAUUUCGCGAGCUCUGGUGCAAAAGGAAUCAGGAAGAGAAGCAGAAGAAGACGGAGGAGCCCCAGCGAGAUAUCGAUUGCCAUUUCGGGCGGAGGAAAUUCGUCUACUACAGGGUGGUGCGCCGGUUGGCGGAAGGUUAAGAGUGCGCCUGCAACUGAUCGCGACCGAAGAAGCUAAACCGGGUGGUAGCAGCAACACCCAGUCCCCAAAGGACAUGUGUAGUAAACCCCGUAUGAAGGAGACGCACGACCCUGAAAGUUUGUGCCACGCGUGAGCAUAUAGCAGGUAGUGUCCCUUCGAAAAAUCGACCACCACAACUACUACCAAGGCGACGAGGCACAUUCGUCGGCUGAUCAUAGCAAAACCACCGCUCGGAUCGGUGCGCAUAAGCACGCACACACGCAGCGCCACCUGUGUCGUGCGUCGUGCGGUAGUAAGCGGGUGUUAUCGUCCACGAAGCGCCUCUUAGUGUGCCGUCGCACCCGAAAGGAGAUGGUGCUGCUGUUUCUCCUUUGACGCCGUGGUCACGGGUUGUGUGCGUAAACGUAGUCUCAAAACUUACGCACUGUCCGGGAGAGAGCUCCCUUGUUGUACGUGUGGAUCGAGAUUAAACAACACUGUUUAUACUGCCAUACCCAACCAACGACUACCCAUCAUCCCACCACCACCACCGCAACAAACACACGGACACAAGCAGCAACAGCAGUAGUCGAACCCAAAAACCCUUCAUCGACCUUGCAUUGUCGACCCAGUGCGACGAUCGUUCGGAAUUAGUUGCGCAGUGUGUGUUUGUACAUGAUUAAAAACGUGAUCUCUCCUUCGCUGAGAUAAAAUAGUAAGAUCAUAAACGUGUGUUGUGUCGGGGGGACUGUACGGGGGCUACUGCGACGAAUCAGAGCGAACAAAAAACCAAAUCGAAGGCGGUAGAACCAACCCGCCCUUGGAGAGUGUGUGAUAUUGCAUUCUGGCGUGUAUGUCAGGUUUUUUAAUGGGUCUACAGUGGAUAAAGGUGACGAAAGUGACAGUUACGAAAACAGAAGAACUUUGAUUCCAUUUUAGUGGCUCUUCCCUAGUGGUAGCAGUAGUACAUAAGCAUCGCCGUGUAUUGGAAAUAUUUAAAUCAUGUGAUAAGCGAGCAUAAUAUUUGUUCCCAACCCAUUCGUUUAACACAUAGUUGUGUAAAUCGCGCAUAAGUGAUAGUAAGCAAGAAAAAAAAAGUGAAGACAAAAAAAAUUAGUGGAUAAAAUCGUGACGGCGCAAACAUAUAUUUACGACGGGCGCUCAUUGGAUUACCAUAGCUACACUACACAUUAGCUUUACUCGUGUAUGAGUGUGUUCGUGUCAGUGCGUAAGUUAGACCGAUUGUUCUCCGAAUCUUGUUUACAUUACGGAAUCGGUCGGUUUUAGAUGUGUAAGCAGUUAGUGUGUUAGAAUCGAACUAGAAAAGUGUUUCGAAGUGUUAAGUACAACGCUGCAAAAGCGUCAAAGCGUUAGUCCCGCGUAGUAAGUGUAUUGUUGCACACACGAGAUGGACCGUGCUGUGGCUUGGUAUCAGGAGGAACAAGACGGUCCGUCGAAGCUAGUCUGGAUGAACAUUUGGGACACGAACUCCGAUCUGUACGGUUCGCUGCACGCUAACUACGGUCCCGGUAGCAAUAAUGGACAGGAAGCGUUGAAGGGUCCUGCGGUAUCCCGCGGCGGUGGUACGCUGGGUGCCCUCGGCGAUCAAAAGCAACACGAGCUGCCGUUUAAUAAUUCCAACAGUGGGAACAACAACAACAACAACAACAACAACGGUGUCGGCAAUCAUCAUCAGCAGCAGCAGCAACCGUCACCCGCAAUCGAAUCGACGGGGAAGAAUAGUAGCGGCAACAACAACAACAACGGUACCAACGACAAACCGACCAUCUUCAGCGGUACCGGUGGCAACGCUGCGGCACUGGUCAACAGUAGUAUACUAAACGGAAACAGCAACAACGUCACCACCCCGGGCAAUGGGAACGGAGGAACCAACAAUAAUUCAAACAGCAAUUGCAACAACAGCAACGGUGGCGGCACGACGAACGGCGGAGAGCUGACGACGGGCGGCGGUAACGGCUGCACCAACAACAACAACAACAACAACAUGGUCGGAAAAGGUGGAUGCGGAACCGGAACCGGUAUAGCGAGUAGCGAGAAGAACUAUAACCCGGUGCGCAAGAAACUGGGCAGCAUGAUGACGGACAAUAAGGCCAGCACAUUCAACAUGAACAAGCAGCAUACGCGGCUGAUCGGUGUGUACGGUGGAUGUCCCUGGCGGCCGCCAAACUUUAAGUAUGGCCGAGGAAUCAUUGGCUUACACCAAGAGAUAGAACAGUUUUACGCGCACAUGAUCGCCACUCCGACCGAGCAUGCCCUCCGUGUGAAGGUGGUGGGCCGGAUAGAACAGAUCGUGCUGAAUCUCUGGCCCUCGGCAAGGGUGGAAAUGUUCGGUUCAUUCCGAACGGGGCUCUACCUACCAACGAGCGAUAUCGACCUGGUUGUAAUCGGCCAAUGGGUUAACUUGCCACUACGCACGCUCGAGAUGGAACUGAUCAAUCAAGGCAUCGCCGAGCCCAAUUCCGUCCGCGUGCUCGACAAGGCGUCGGUGCCGAUAGUGAAGCUGACCGAUCGGCAGACGCAAAUCAAGGUGGACAUUUCCUUCAACAUGGAGUCCGGCGUACAGUCGGCGAAGCUGAUCAAGGGCUUCAAGCGCGACUAUCCGGUGCUGGAGAAGCUGGUGCUCGUGUUGAAGCAGUUCCUGCUGCAGCGCGACCUGAACGAGGUGUUUACCGGUGGCAUUUCCUCCUACUCGCUGAUACUGAUGUGCAUUAGCUUCCUGCAACAGCAUCACCAAAAGCCGAACGCGUGCUCCAAUCUGGGCGUACUGUUGAUCGAGUUCUUCGAGCUUUACGGUCGCAAGUUUAACUACAUGAAGAUUGGUAUUAGCGUGAAAUCGGGACGAUACAUACCGAAAGAAGAGCUGCAGCGAGAAAUGAUAGAUGGCCACCGACCGAGCUUGCUGUGUAUAGAGGACCCACUAACGCCGGGCAACGAUAUUGGUCGUUCUUCCUAUGGUGCGCUACACGUCAAGCAAGCGUUCGAGUACGCGUACAUAGUGCUGGUGCAAGCCGUCCUGCCGUUGGACAAAAAUCUGAACGAUUGUAACCGACAAAGCAUAUUGGGCCGAAUAAUACGCGUAACGGACGAAGUGAUUGAGUAUCGCAAGUGGAUAAAGGACACGUUCGAGGAAAAGCUGACCCGGCAACCGAGCUUACAGCAGCCGCUUACCACGACGACGGUUCUGCUGGGCGACCAUUACCUACCGCUUCAACCGCAGCAAACGGCAGCAGCGCCGCGUCACAUACCUCAGCAGCCGGCCGUCAUUCAUCACAUUCACCAGCAGUAUCCGCGCCAUGUCAUCCGAAGGCGACCGAGCUCGUCCAGUGUGGAACUGUCCGAGGAAAGUAUGGACAGCGAUGGCGGAGGCGCCAGUGGGGACUUUCACUGCAACAGCACGCCGACGACGACGGCCCGUGAUAUUUCGCCGUCAUCGUCCGCCGCCGGCCUAACGACCCGUUCGCCACCGAUCGAGCUGCACGAGCUGAACGGGGGUCCGCCGGCCGGCACGAUCAUGAUGCUCUCGACCGCGCCCCAUCCGCACGAUCUGCUCAUAGAGGAGAACAAUAUGCUUAACAUGACGCACCAUCAGCACCAGCAGCAGCAGCAGCAGCAGCAAAUGUCGACGGACCCAAACGGCAGUAUCGUCGUCGAUGGGCCGGUGCUCAGCUACAGCAACAUGAACAAUCGUCGCAUCGUGCCGUCACCGAAUCAGCACCAGCAGCAAAUUGUUAGCGGCGGCAACAAGACCCUGUACGGUCGCAACAGCACCGAGCGGAUCCCAUCGACCGGCAACGGUAUGGUCAAUGGCAAUAGCAAUGCUGCUUACAAUGUGCAGCCGCAACAGCAGCAGCAGAACGGCGGACUGAUUCGUCACAACAGCAAAAACCGACGGUCAGCCUCGAGCAUGCUCAAAAUGCCCACCAACACGUCCCCGGCCGCGUACCCUUCCUCCGAUGUAAGCAAUAAUAGUAAUAGCAGUAGCAAUAGCCACCUAGUCGCCGGCAUGGUUGUGAAUGACGAAAACAAUCUGCACUACCAUCACCACCACCAACACCACCUCCAUCAUCGUGCGGGCAGCCCGAAAGCCGCUACGGCGGCAACCGUUGUUGUCGGUGGACUGCCACUGCUACCGUCGAAUGCGCUCGCCGGCAGCAAUGUGGUGAUAAUGGCCCCCGGCAGUGGAGGACCAAACAGUGCGGUUGUGUCAAGCGCGGCAGGCGUUAAUUCCUCUAGCAGCAGCAGCAGCAGCAGCAGCAGCAGCAACAAAAAAUCCUCCCACAGUGGUACAAACUCCUCCAAACGCAAAAAGACUGUGUCGCCGGGAGAGAAGAAGAGUGUUGGUGGCGGUGGUGGUGGUGGUGGUGGCAGUGGUCCGAUGGCGGUCACGACGGGACCAAUUAGCUUUGGGCUGGCAAUGACGGCUGCCGGUGGGCCGGGAGCAGCCAGCGGUGGCAACGGUGGUAGCACGGCGACGACGGCGGCCACCUUGGACAGCCGAUGAUAGCCAUCCGUGGUAGGGGCGGCCUACCUGCAAAGGUUCCGCUACUAUCACUACUAAACAAUAUGCACACACACACACACACACACACACAGCCACACUACUAUUAGCUUCCGGUUGAAUUGAAAGUGAAAUUCGAAAAGGAUAGUGGAUGGCUGGCUAAUAAUUGGGGGAGAAAAUGCACACCCAGUGGUGUCGCGCUAGGCAGCGGCGUAUUGAGCCACUCGAUACACAGAAUGUGAUGCGUGGGAAAGGCAAAACAAGGGUAGUAGAAGGGGUAGCAGAAGUAGUCGUACUAGCGUAGUAGUAUAACGAAGAACGGAACGGAAGCAACGUACGAGGUCGGGUGUACGUCGCAACCGACGACGUACAGGGAACGUAUUCGGGGGAAAGAGAUUAGAACCGCGCCGCAACUCUUUACAUUCACACUCACUAGCCACAAGCUACACAUUACCUACGUUUAAGCGUAUAUUAAUUACCGACGUUUACUUAUUAUUUGCUGCCAUUACAUUCGGCUGUACAUAUUAUCCAAGCCCCGCGUUUCUCUCGGCUGUUCCGUGUGCUGCUGAUAGCUUUAGCUUUGGCGUUUUCUCCUCCCAAGGUGCAACCUGGGAAUCCUAUGACUCUGGCUGGCUGGCUGGCGUGUUUUCCGGAUCCUUCUUUGCCUGCUGCUGUUAUGAUCGUUUACACGUUCCCAUACAACUCACAGACCCGAUCAGGUUUACCUACUUUAACGCAGCUCUUGGAUGGCUUUCUCUUGGCCUCUAUCGAAUCUACCACUACUUUUCCUCUUUUAAGUCACUAACUUGUUCGUUCUCGCUUGUCUCAACUGUUUAUUUUUUUCUAUGAGUUUGAGGUUAGAUUUUUGUUUUGUUAACAUUUUUUGUGUUUUUAGAGGAUGUAUUGUCUCUGUUUGUUUUUUUCUUCUUCUUCUGGAACCAUAUCCAGAACACUUCCAAACUCCGUAUGAAAAAAAAGAAGCGUCCGUUGUAUUAGCAAACAAAAUAAAAUAAAUAAAAACACGGAGCUACACACUACACAAUAUAGGGGUAUAAGUAGUAACGAAAAGGCGAACAGUGUAAGUGGCCACGGUUGUUU
Messenger RNA from Anopheles stephensi (Asian malaria mosquito), 6221 nucleotides. Its product is annotated as non-canonical poly(A) RNA polymerase protein Trf4-1-like. Gene Ontology annotation, cellular component: nucleolus; TRAMP complex. The record is from RefSeq and is a predicted model, not a curated record. Bases 2013 to 5126 code for a protein of 1037 amino acids. Lineage: Eukaryota; Metazoa; Arthropoda; Insecta; Diptera; Culicidae. Gene Ontology annotation, biological process: RNA 3'-end processing. Gene Ontology annotation, molecular function: poly(A) RNA polymerase activity; mRNA binding. The transcript is spliced from 7 exons.